Molecule: messenger RNA, 1528 nt
Organism: Eleginops maclovinus (Patagonian blennie)
Lineage: Eukaryota; Metazoa; Chordata; Actinopteri; Perciformes; Eleginopidae
Gene: sdr39u1
Product: short chain dehydrogenase/reductase family 39U, member 1
Exons: 6
Coding region: 139-1047 (302 amino acids)
Source: RefSeq, a predicted model, not a curated record
CACACGCCUGCCUACGGAGGCCCUGUUGUUCCAAAAAAGCGUAAAACAACCCACUGACUGGUACAGAUUCUGAAGGAAACUGUAACCUGCAGCGUCGUUGAGCUAUCAUUCAUACAAUUGAUCCAAUAAUUAACGACGAUGAGAGUGUUAAUUGGAGGAGGAUCUGGCUUCGUUGGACGUGAACUUACUCGCCUUCUCAAAAACAAAGGUCAUGAGGUCACAGUGAUAUCUCGCCAACCUGGUCCGGGGAAGAUAACAUGGGGUGAGCUGGAGUCUCAUGGCCUCCCACCAUGUGAGGGUGCCGUCAACUUGGCUGGAGAGAAUCUAAUGAACCCGCUACGAUGGUGGAAUGAAAGCUAUAAAAAGGAUUUAUUCUCCAGUCGUAUUGACACUACAAAAUCUCUGGCUCAAGCUAUUGCUGCUUCCUCCAGUCCUCCCCACUCCUGGGUCGUGGUAUCAGGAGUAGCUUGUUACAAGCCCAGUCUGACCGCUGAGUACACAGAGGAGAGUGCAUGGACACCAUUUGAUAUCCUCUCCAAGCUGGUGAAAGAGUGGGAGGCCUCGGCUCUUCUUCCGGAGAAUGUGACAAACACCACCAAACAAGUCGUCAUCAGGGCUGGGGCAGUUUUAGGCCGUGAUGGUGGUGCCAUGAAGCAGAUGCUGCUCCCCUUCUGGCUCGGCCUGGGGGGCACUCUGGGGUCUGGCAGGCAGCCGUUCCCCUGGAUCCACGUCUCGGACCUGGCUGGACUCAUAGCCCACGCCUUGGAGCCCCCUGCCGACACCCCCUCGCCUUCACAACAAGUGCUCAACGGUGUGGCGCCCGCUCUGAACACCAACCUGGAGUUCACUAAAGAACUGGGUCGAGUGCUGAGGAGGCCCACCAUUUUUCCUGUGCCCGGCUUCGUCAUGAACACCCUAAUGGGCUCUGAGAGGGCCAUAGUCCUCAUGGAGGGCCAGAAAGUCAUACCAAAGAGGACUCAAGAGGCCGGCUUUCAGUACAAGUACCCUGAUCUGACCUCAGCCCUGAAAGAGAUUGUUAGGAGUUAACGGAUGUGGAAGGAACAUGUGUUGACUAAGCAUAUCUAAAUGUGUGUUCAUUACUGGAUUACAAGAUUAAAACACAUCUGUCAGCUCAAAUCGAGGAUUCUUAUCAAAUAAGACCAGUUAGUAAAUCAGAUUUUCUGAGUUUGUACAUCCUAAGCAUUAAUAAGAGAUCAGUUACUCUGUACACAAAUACAGAUGUGCAGACAAAAUGAAAGUGUCUUCUUUAAAAUACUCCAUUUCUAUCUGCAUUGUUUCCCAUUCAGUGGUGUGUUUGAUCUUCAGAAUUAUUUCAGUAAGCUGAUAAUUAUCCAUAUUAUCUGUGAGUUUUAUUCUAAAGUCCUGAAACAUGCAGAAGGGAAAGCUAUCAUUCUACAUUUUGUGCUUUUUUGAAACACCGCAUUACUGUUCAAAUUGCAGCAUACUUGUUACAAGACAUGGACUGAGAUUGGUUAAAGGUGUUGCACAAUAAAGCAGAGUAAAGCAU